Messenger RNA from Racocetra fulgida, 225 nucleotides. The record is from the annotation of a GenBank genome assembly. Lineage: Eukaryota; Fungi; Glomeromycota; Glomeromycetes; Diversisporales; Gigasporaceae.
AUGAAAAAGGUUAUUUGUCGUUGUAAUAAAGUUAUCAAACUUGAUCAUUACUAUGAUGAAACUUUCUUAAAUAUUCAUAUUAAUGAUAAAGGAUGUUUAGUUAAGCAAGGAAAAAGUGAUGAUGAUGAAAAUAUGGGUAAUGAUGAUUUGUUUAAAAUUGACAAAAUAAGUAAUGUAGAAAAUGAUUGUGAGAGUGAAGUUUUAAAAGCCUUGCUCUGGUCUUAG